Molecule: messenger RNA, 2291 nt
Organism: Thermothielavioides terrestris NRRL 8126
Lineage: Eukaryota; Fungi; Ascomycota; Sordariomycetes; Sordariales; Chaetomiaceae
Exons: 1
Coding region: 101-2116 (671 amino acids)
Biological process (GO): mitochondrial respiratory chain complex III assembly; protein insertion into mitochondrial inner membrane from matrix
Cellular component (GO): mitochondrial inner membrane
Molecular function (GO): ATP hydrolysis activity; ATP binding
Source: RefSeq, a predicted model, not a curated record
CACCACCGCCGGGUUAUUUUUUAUAGCUGAUAAAACUCUGGCCAUCAACGCAGCACGAACUGGCGUUGACUGACUCGCGAUCUGAGUUGGCCAGACCGCCAUGAACAGCAUAGUAGCGCUGGCGGGCACGUCGCUGCUCAAGUCGGAGAACAGCGCAUCGGUCCAGGACCUCGAGCAGCGCAUUCCCGGCUUCUCUGUGCUGCGCGACUUUUUCAAAAAAUGGCUGAGACUCGACCUCACAACGGUGCUCACGGUUGCCGCCUUGAUGGGGGCGGCAUCGACUGGCGCGCAGAGCCUGCAGGAAACGGGGUCCAAGAUCUACUGGUGGAUCGUCCGCUUCCUGACGGCCUCGAUCUCCAUCGCAGGAAACGACCGGCUCAACCGUGAAGUGCUCAACUGGCUGGGCGCCCAUGUGCUCCUGAAGAAUGGCACGCGUAUUCUGACGGCCAACUCGGAAACGAUACGGAACGACGCCUGGUCCUAUCGCCGCGUGUCCCAAGAGCGGAACGACUACCACCACGAAAAGCGGAUGCCGGUCCAGUACCUGCCGACAUUCGGCACCACGUGGUUCAUCCACCAGCGCAAUGUUUUCAUGGUUCGCCGCAUUCUGACGGGCAGCUCCCACUACCACAGCUCGUGGACUAGGACGCCAGACGAGUAUGCCGGGGCGCCUGAGGGCGACGAACCGCUCGUUGUGAUGUGCCUGGGGCGAUCGGUCGAACCCAUCAAGCGCUUUCUGAACACGUGCCGUGAGUUUGCCGACAAGCAGCGCGAGGCGUACAUCACGGUCCGUACUAGCAAGCGGACCUACGAUGAAACGUGGGAUACGACCAUUCUCCGACCGCUGCGGCCGCUCGAGACGGUGCACUUUGACGAGGAGACCAAGAAAGCCCUGGUUGCGGACAUCGAGAACUACCUGGACGUCAACACGCGCAGGUUCUACAACCGUCGCGGCAUCCCGUACCGGCGAGGGUUCCUCCUGCACGGGCCCCCGGGCACCGGCAAGACGUCGCUUUCUCUCGCGCUGGCUGGCAGAUUCGGACUGGAACUGUACUUGCUCCACAUGCCAAGUGUCCGCGACGACUCUGUCCUCGAGAAGCUCUUCACAGCGCUUCCUCCGCGGUGUCUUGUGCUGCUUGAAGAUAUCGACGCUGUUGGAAUCAAGCGCCGCGCCCGCAAGAACCUUAAGGACGACAGCAGCGACGACAGCGACAAGGAUGACGACAAGGAUGAUUCCGAUAGCGACAACGACCGGGGGAGAUCUAGUUGCACGCUUUCCGGGCUCUUGAACGUCAUCGACGGAGUCGCGUCUCAGGAAGGCCGAAUCGUCCUGAUGACCUCCAACUUUGCUGAAAAGCUUGACAAGGCCUUGGUGCGUCCCGGUCGGGUCGACAAGAUGAUCUACCUGGGUCACAUUUCGCAGCGCAGCGCCGAGCUCAUGUUCUUGCGCAUGUAUGGUCCUGAUGCGGAUGGCGCAGCCCCAGCAGACAGGACAGUGCAGCUUCCCGAAGAUCAGCUACAGCAGCUGGCGCUCGAGUUCAGCAAGAACAUCCCAGACCAAGUGUUCACCCCCGCGCAGGUUCAGGGCUACCUGCUCAACUAUCGUGAUUCCCCACUGCAAGCUGUGGCCAACAUCGGAAAUUGGGUAAAAGAGGAAGUCCAGCUGAUCGAGGCCGCAAAGGCGAAGGAGCGGAGGGCAGCCGAGGCCAGAAAGAAGAAGAGGAGGGAGAGGAGGCUUAGGAAGGCGGCCAAACUUGCCGAGGCGAUGCGGGAUUUUGACUCGAGCGACGAACUCGAGCAGCUGCGGCAGAAGAUGGAGAGGAAAAAGAAGAGGAAACAAAUGCAGGAAAACGCCGGGGCUGAGCCUGCGGGCGCAGGGGCGGAUGAUGCCGACACCGGGUCGCCCGAACAGCCCGGCAGCGACAAGGUCGUCAACGGCGAGAUGUCCAACGGACUCGCGAUGGACGGUCCUGCGGUUGCAAAUACCGUGAAGGAAGAAGGGUCUGUUGUGGCCGACGGAAACGAUGGUGACGAAAAUGUGGGCACCGUCAACGGAGAUGGCCCUGCUUCGGAGGAUCUUGAGACAGUCCGCAACGGCGCUUCCAGGGAGCUCUAGGAACACCAAACGAGGAUUGGAGCCAAUCAAACGGGGAGGACGGUAGUAGGCUUCUUUGCAUUGUGCAACUCAGAUCGAGGCAUGGUGUAGCGAACAGUUAGGGAGUGUCAUGUAUUAAUUUAAUGAAUUGCUCUCGCCGAAAGUGUCAACGCAAGGCCGCCAGUUGCAGUUGCCC